Messenger RNA from Didymosphaeria variabile, 1788 nucleotides. RefSeq lists its product as uncharacterized. Gene Ontology annotation, biological process: transmembrane transport. Gene Ontology annotation, cellular component: membrane. The record is from RefSeq and is a predicted model, not a curated record. The transcript is spliced from 4 exons. Gene Ontology annotation, molecular function: transmembrane transporter activity. The coding region runs from base 1 to 1788 and encodes 595 amino acids. Lineage: Eukaryota; Fungi; Ascomycota; Dothideomycetes; Pleosporales; Didymosphaeriaceae.
AUGGUCGAAGAAAAGGACAUCCACGAGGAGGUUGCCCCACACAAUGACCACGAGCUCAAUCGAUAUCCCACGGCAAAAAGCGAAGGUCUUCACCAUGACCACAUUGCUGCUGAGGCCCUUGGCGGACACACUGGUGAUCUACCAAAAGGCUACUACUACGGUUCUCAUUUCAUCGGAACCGUUGUUGCAACCUGUCUAGCUCAAAUAUCGGGUUAUCUAGGGUGGGUGUUGCCAUCCAACACUCUCUCCCUCAUCAACCAAGCUAUCGGCCCAUCUCCGAACCUCAUCUGGGUUUCUAUCUCUUGGACAGCUGGUUUCGCGAUAGGAUUCACGCUUGUUGGUCGUCUAUCUGAUAUCUUCGGAAGAAGAUGGUUCUUCAUAACGUCCUCUAUCCUUGGAUUAAUUGGCAACAUUGUUGGAGCAACUGCACAGAGCAUCGAUACCUUAAUCGCCACAAAUGCCAUCAAUGGAGUUGCCGCCGCUGGCCAGCUGUCUUUCCAUAUUAUUUUGGGUGAACUAGUACCGAAUACUAUGAGAGGUCCAGUCAACGCGUUCGUGCUCUCGACGAGUGUUCCCUUCGCCGUGUUUGGCCCUCCGGUUGCGCGUGCUUUCUACGAGAACACUGCACUUCAGUGGCGAUGGUGUUACAUUCUUGGCGUCAUCGUGAACACAUUUGCAAUUGUGCUGUACUUCUUCUUCUACCACCCUCCAACUUAUGAAAUGCUUCACGUGGGUGGCAAGUCGAAGCUAAAACAACUCAAGACACUCGACUGGAUCGGCAUCUUCCUCUUUAGCACCGGUCUUGUCGUAUUCCUCAUUGGGUUGAACUGGGGUGGUGGCAGCUAUCCAUGGAAAAGUGGCCACGUCUUAGGGGCACUCUUUGCAGGGUUCUUCACUCUCAUUGGUUUCUGCUUUUGGGAGGUGUAUUCCGGUCUCCAGUACCCUCUUAUUCCCAUGAAGCUGUUCAAGAAUAUACAGUACGAUGCCAACGUGGCCUGCGCUAGCUUGGCUGCAGUUGUAUACUAUGCAAACACCGUCAUCUGGCCCACCAUGAUCGGCGCCCUCUUCACCACGGAUGUCCAAAAGACCGGCUGGCUCUCCUGCGCCGUCGGCGGCGGUCUUCUUCUUGGCCAAAUCCUCGGAGGUACAGGUGUUCGCUACCUACCACGCAUGAAAAUCCAAAUGACCGUCGCGGCCGUCAUCACCGUGGCUUUUGUCGCAGCCCUCGCCUCUUCCAACGCCAGCACUGAAACCCGCACUACUACGCUCCUGCUCAUCGGCACCAUCGGCGCGGGGUACAUCGAGAAUCUGACGUUGAGUUCUACCGCGUACCUCUGGGAUCCCGCGGAUAUGGGCCUCGUCACAGGCGUUUUGGGCGCCAUCCGCACAGCCAUCUCCGCAAUCGCCACGAGCAUGUAUUCUUCCAUCCUGACGACUGAGUCGAGUAAGUACAUACCGCAGUACGUGACGCCUGCAGCCCUGUCCGCGGGACUACCCGAGUCUUCGCUCACAGCGCUGUUCGCUGGCAUCACUGCUGGCGACUUCUCAACUGUGCCGGACAUCACCCCGGAGAUUAUUAGCGCCACUGGUGUGGCCGUGAGACAUGCAUACAGCCUUGCUUUCCGGACCGUCUUUCUUUGUACACUUCCCUUCGGUGUACUGUUACUCAUCGCGGCUGUACUUUCACCUAAUGUCGAGAAGUAUCUGACGGAUGAGGUUGCAAGGAAGUUGCAUAAUGGCGAGAAGAGCGAGCCUCCGAUGCAGAAGGAGAUCGUUGAUGAGGCUUAG